This is a messenger RNA of Dendroctonus ponderosae (mountain pine beetle), 892 nucleotides long. Its product is annotated as NADH dehydrogenase [ubiquinone] iron-sulfur protein 4, mitochondrial. NCBI's taxonomy places the organism in Eukaryota, Metazoa, Arthropoda, Insecta, Coleoptera, Curculionidae. The record is from RefSeq and is a predicted model, not a curated record. Gene Ontology annotation, biological process: electron transport chain. The transcript is spliced from 2 exons. The coding region runs from base 268 to 855 and encodes 195 amino acids.
UUGACACUUUUCACUUAUAGAAAACACUUGAUUGUGAAAACCCUCAAAGUUUCACAAAAAUUGCGCCAAAUCCUGAUUUGUUCCAACUUUCUAAAAACUGAGCAAAAAUCACUAAUCCUCUCAACUGCGCGCUCUUCUUCCCAACCUCGUAGCUUCUAAUCAAAACCCUGCAGCAACAACAAUAUUCACGCGACAAUGUCACAACAUCAUCGUCAGUCAAUUCGAGUAUUUUUUUUUAACCAAAACUUUGCAACAAAACACAAUUAAAUGGCCUUAAGAAGCACUUUGGCCGAGCGGCUCUUUAAAAUAAUCACCCCCAAACGGGCCCCAAAUGCCAAUUACUGCGACUCCUGCGAGAAAACUCAGGCAACCCAGAAAAAAUGCACUGCUGAUUCCCCGAAAGAACUUGGCCCAGACCCGCAGAUCAUCCAAAUUGAUACUCCAGAAGACGCAAGAUCAAGAAUAAUGCAAAAAUGCAAAAUAGUGAUUAGGGAACCCGAUGAUUACUCGCUAAUUUCGGGAGUUCCUCUUCACAUUACAUGCAGCCGAGCUGUCCGAAUCUUCCAGCCGCCAAAAAACGCCCAACAACAAGGAACACGCCACUUGGGCCAUUGGUUGAUCGACUUUGGUACAAAAGAGCGAUGGGAGAACCCGCUAAUGGGAUGGUGUUCUUCUGCAGAUCCACUCUCGAACCUCCAAGUGCGAUUCGGCACAAAAGAGGAAGCCAUCGCGUACUGCCAGAAGAACCAUCGAACAUUCUGGGUGCAGGAAAGUAAAACGCACAAGAAAUUUAAGGUCAAGAGCUACGGAAUGAACUUUCAUCAUAGCAGACGAACGCGGGUAUCGACAAAAUGAUGUGAAUCUUGAGCAAUAAUAACACCAUCGUUAGCUA